Messenger RNA from Bufo gargarizans (Asiatic toad), 3348 nucleotides. RefSeq names its product mucin-5AC-like. The record is from RefSeq and is a predicted model, not a curated record. The transcript has 6 exons. The annotation marks the transcript as partial. NCBI's taxonomy places the organism in Eukaryota, Metazoa, Chordata, Amphibia, Anura, Bufonidae.
CCACCAGCUAUAACAUCAGACACAAAACCAGCCACAACCCCACCAGCUAUAACAUCAGACACAAAACCAGCCACAACACCACCAGCUAUAACAUCAGACACAAAACCAGCAACAACACCACCAGCUAUAACAUCAGACACAAAACCAGCCACAACACCAACAGCUAUAACAUCAGACACAAAACCAGCCACAACACCACCAGCUAUAACAUCAGACACAAAACCAGCAACAACACCACCAGCUAUAACAUCAGACACAAAACCAGCCACAACACCAACAGCUAUAACAUCAGACACAAAACCAGCCACAACACCAACAGCUAUAACAUCAGACACAAAACCAGCCACAACACCACCAGCUAUAACAUCGGACACAAAACCAGCCACAACACCACCAGCUAUAACAUCAGACACAAAACCAGCCACAACACCACCAGCUAUAACAUCAGACACAAAACCAGCAACAACACCACCAGCUAUAACAUCAGACACAAAACCAGCCACAACACCAACAGCUAUAACAUCAGACACAAAACCAGCCACAACACCAACAGCUAUAACAUCAGACACAAAACCAGCCACAACACCAACAGCUAUAACAUCAGACACAAAACCAGCCACAACACUACCAGCUAUAACAUCGGACACAAAACCAGCCACAACACCACCAGCUAUAACAUCAGACACAAAACCAGCCACAACACCACCAGCUAUAACAUCAGACACAAAACCAGCCACAACCCCACCAGCUAUAACAUCAGACACAAAACCAGCCAUAACAUCACCAGCUAUAACAUCAGACACAAAACCAGCCACAACACCACCAGAUAAAACAUCAGCCACAAAUCCAGGCACAACAACACCAGCUAUAACAUCAGCCACAAAACCAGCCACAACACCACCAGCUAUAACAUCAGCCACAAAUCCAGCCACUACACCACCAGCUAUAACAUUAGCCACAAAACCAGCCACAACACCACCAGCUAUAACAUCAGCCACAAAACCAGCCACAACACCACCAGCUAUAACAUUAGCCACAAAACCAGCCACAGGAACAAGUCCAGGUACAACAGGUACAGCCACACUGGCAACAACAUCUUCAAGCACUGCAAAAACAGGAAGUACUAGUCCUUUCACUGGUAACCCCUCUGCGAACACUGGAAGCACUAGUAUCUUUACCGGAAGUACAUCUACAGGAAGGACUACUGAUGUGAAUGUUUUAGCAGAACAAAAUACACAGAAUGCAAUUAACGUUGGCGGUCAAGCUCAUUCUUAUUUACGCUGCACGUAUCCUGUGAUUUUUCUUGCUACCAGCAUGUCUCUGGAAGGAAGUGAGAACUUUUCCCUUCCUGGCACUCCGGCCAGAUCCAUCACCUUAGCCCAGGGAGACGAUCUUUCUAGCCCAGCAUCCAUCAGAUCCUGGACAGUUCCGCGUAUCACGACAGAAUUGAGGAGACGGCAGAUUCCCUUCCCCGCCACGGCAAGGAAAGCGGAGCUUUUCCGUCUACUGCGCACGUCAGCCAGUAACGCGGAGGCAGGGGAAGGACCCAGCCAGUCCAGCACGGGGGACAUACACGCCAUGCUGGCCUCUUUGAUGACGUCCAUGUACAGGGUCAACGACAGGUUAGAGAAGCUGGAGUCGGUCACCACAUCCCUCUCCUUGGCAGUGCCACCACCGGCGGCGCCACCGGCACCAGCCGGAUUGCCAGUGGCCGUGCCAUCCAUCAACCCAGAUGACCAAGAAGUCAGCCCGGCGCACAUGAUACCGGAGCACUUGAGAAGUUACAUUCUGGAAGCAUUCAUGUCUCAGCACCCAUCCAGACAUCUCACGGAUUUCCUUGUGGCGGGUCUGACCGAAGGCUUCCACACGGGCAUCCUGCACAGGCCGACAGGUACCCUGGAAUGUCCAAAUCUCCUAUCCGCCCAAGGCAACCCCACCGCAAUUGACGCCCUCAUAGCCCUGGAAGUCGCAGAGGGCUUCGUGCUAGGACCAUUCAAGACACCCCCAUUCACCACAUGGCGCACCAAUCCCAUUGGCAUCGUCACCGGGAAGUCUUCCCAGAAACAGAGGCUAAUCAUCGAUUUAUCAGCACCACACGAUCCUCAAAAUUAUAUUGCAUCCUGGAAGGUUAUUCUUAUAAGCCUUGGCGCGGUAGCAGCAUUUUCCUUAAUUGUGUUUCUUGCUUUUAAGUUCUUGGGACCCUAUUUCAGGUUUACCACAACAAACCCAUCAUCUUCAUACUCUCCACAUCGUCCUUACUCCACCAAUGUAGAAAUGAAUGACAUGGAAGGUCCACAAGCUCCAACAAUUACUGAAGCUCCAACUACUACUGAAGCUCAAACUAAUACUGAAUCUUCAACUUCUACUGAAGCACCAGCUACUACUGAAGCUCAAAUUACAACUGGGGCUCCAACUUUGACUAAAUCAACUGCUACUUUAGCUCUAACCUCUACAGUUGCAGUAACUACAGCUGAAGCACCAAAUACUACUAAAGCUCAAACUACUACUGAAGAUACAACUUUUACUGAAGCAUCAACUACAACUGAAGUUCAACCUACUGCUGAAGCUUUAAUUAACACUGAGGGAUCAACUACUAGUGAAGCUUCAACUACUACAGAAGCUCCAACUUCUACUGAAUUACUAACUACUACUGAAGCUCAAACUACUGCUGAAGCUCCAAUUUCUAAUAAAGCGUCAACUUCUACUGAAGCUCAAACUACUACUGAAGUUCCAACUUCUUCUAAAGCACCGACUUCUAAUGAAACACUGACAACUAGUACUGAAGUUCCAACUACUAUUCUAGCUCAAACUAAUACUGAAUUGACUACUACAGAAGUUCCAACUACAACUAAAGCAGCAACUACUACUGAAGCACCAAAUUCCACUGAGGAUUCAACUACUACUGGAGCUCAAAGUAAAACUGGGGCUCUAACUUCAACCAAAUCAUCAAUUGCUACUGUAGCUCUAAAUUCUAUGGAAGCUUCAACUUCUACAAAUGCACCUAUGACUACUGAAGCUCUAAGUUCCACUAUAGCACCAACUAUUAGUAAAGAACCCACUACUACUGAAUCUCCAACUACUACUGAGUCCUUAGCUGCCACUGAGGCAUCAACCACUAUUGAAACUUCUUCUGAAUCAACUACUGCAGAAGCUCCAACCACCACUGUAGCUUCAACCACUACUGAAGCUCCAGCUGCUACAGAAGCUCCAACCUCCACUGCAGUUCCAACUUCUGCUGAAGCUCCAACUGCCAAUGAAGCACCAACUACUACUGAAGCAUCAAGUACUAAUGGUGCUCUAACUUCUACUGAAUCACCAACUGCUACUAUAGCUCUAAUUUCCACUUAA